This is a messenger RNA of Mya arenaria, 2178 nucleotides long. RefSeq lists its product as uncharacterized. The transcript has 3 exons. The coding region runs from base 183 to 1745 and encodes 520 amino acids. The record is from RefSeq and is a predicted model, not a curated record. Lineage: Eukaryota; Metazoa; Mollusca; Bivalvia; Myida; Myidae.
CACUGGAAGGUCUACAGGUGCAAGUAUUGGUUGAAUAGUGCUCUUUUUUAUGAGACGGUGUUAGUAUUAACACUUCGAAAUGUUGGCUAAUGCAUACCCUGGAUUCCUUUGAAUUAGGGCGUUUCUAAACGACUAGGAUUGUCAAUUAUUUAGUUACCCGGAAAUAUUAGACCGCCAUAAAAAUGGCGGAGCUGCAACGUGCCAAUACUGACGUCGAUGACGUCAAAGAUGACGUCGAAAAUGUGCCGAUAGAAAUCAACGGUACCAAUGACAUGAUAUGCGCGAAUUGUCACGCGCAGGGGGAAGAAUCGGGUGCCGUCGGAAUCUGCAAGGACUGUCGCUUCUAUUUAUGCAGCGACUGUGUCACCAUUCACCGGAAGUCGAAAGAUACUUCCGAUCAUCAAAUCGCUUUCUUCUACUGCGCGACUAAAAUGGCGGUUAACAAACUGGUGCGCGCUAACUCGUUCUGUCUGGACUGUGGGCAUUUCCUGUGUGAUAAAUGUAAGGUAGACCACCGAGGGUUCCGCAUAUACCGGAACCACACGUUUAUCGGCGGCCGGGCGGCGCCUGGAGUGGUAUUUGACCACGACGGAAGCUCACACAGAGGUCUUCUAAGAUCGCGUAGCAUGAGCUGCCCGCGGUCAAGGGGUUCCAGUCGAUCAAAUUCAACACGCCGAAAGUCGCCAACCGACCGGAAGUCCCCGUAUCUAAGCAAGAUGGCCAUCGACGGCGGUCUGGAUCAAAAGACGGUUGAAGUUUCUGUAAAAGAACCGCUCCACAAACGGACGCUCAUCAGUUCGACCGUGGGGCGCCAGCCGCUCAAUGACGCUUCGCCCGGAAAACCUGUGUCAAUGGGAGAUAAUGGACGCCAGAGAGAGGCUAAGAAGGUGCGGUACGAGAUCGACCAAGUGGCAUAUGCGGCUCAGGUGGUUGGGGAGUUUCCAGCGCGCGCCUCCGUGGACCAGCGACCAUGUCACAUUAUUUCUUCCAUUUUCUUGGACAACGAUAAACUCGUGGUGGCUGACCAGGCAAACAGGAAUAUUAAACUUUAUGACAAUGACUUUCAAGUCAAAGGUGUCAUGGCGGUUGAGAAAUUUCCGGUCGCCAUGUGUCCAUCAAACAUAAGUUCAUCAGAAAUGUUUGCCUCGUCCGGUAACUUGAUCUGCACAAUAAGUGCUUUCAAAACCCUCCAACUUUUAAAAACGUUUAAGACGGAAAUACGAAAAAUAGAAGGCCUGGCAACCUGGGCGUCGGGCGUCGCCGCUCUUUUCCAGAACGUGAAAUCAAAACAAGACAGGAAGGGGCAUCUGGAGGUGCAUCUCUUUAACUCAGAGGGACGCGUUCUUUACGAGAUCGUGGUAAGUAGCCAAUGCAGCGUCCGCCUAGUGACGCCAGUCUGGUACCUGGCGUCCGCGCGAGGCGGUUCCGAGAUCCUCCUGUCAGACACGCUACAUAACCGGAUAUUGAGCAUCGACGUAGUCCACUGGCAGGUGGGGUUCGUGCUCCGCGGUCGCGAGAAGGGCGGCGCUCCCGGUAGUCUCGCAGUGGAUGUGGAAGGAAACAUGCUGGUGUCUUGGUAUGGGGAGGUGCACAAGGUGUCUCCUACUGGCCAGGAUUUGGGUGUUCCGGUGUCCAGGCUGCCGAAGGACGCUGUGCUCUCCUACAACCCGCGAGCCCGCCGACUUGUGGUCCAUGGCGCCAAGGGGAACAAAUCGAACUCCAAGUUCACCGUCUACCAACUAUGAAGCAGUGAUUUAAGCGUUCUAUGUCUCCUAGGACAAAUACGACAAAUAAUUCGUUCAACUCACAGCCUCGCCGCCAAGUAGUCAGUGGCGGUCAGAACCUACUAGCUGUUCUGUAAUACAUAAGGACUGAACAUAAUUUUUUGUAAAAGCGGACAUUGAGACUAGGAUGGGCUGUGUUCAAUACAUGAUCUAAAAUUGAUACGAACUAUUUUAUAGAAUAACUAAUUAACCUGGCGUGUACAUUUUUUAAAUGAAUGUUUGUGAAUUUCUAAAUGUGUUUUGUUACUCUAUUACUGCGCAUUAAUUUUUGUUCCAUGUUUAACACUUUUUACAUGCUUGUUUUUCUUUUCUUUUUAAAAUGCUCUAAACGAUGUCGUAGUUAUGGUUUAUUGAAUAUAUUAACAAAGUAUGAAUAAAACAAAUGUAUAAAAUA